CGCGAAGCCUGUUACGCGAGACGUGGUCUGGCGUACAUCUACCUUGUGUAAUGGCUUCACUGUAAUUCGUUAGUGUUCGUCAUUUGUCAUACUGUAUUUAUACACCUGUCUUGCCGCCAAUAAAUCAGUCAUCGAGCUUGUUAUCGUCCGUUUACCUUGCGUUGCUUCGCCCACACCUGCCUGCUGACCACACGUACCUACGGUCCAACAUCUCAAGCAUUGUCACGACUAAGACCCAUCGAUAAGCAACAAGCUGCACUGCACGUGUUAUCUGUCUUUGACGAACACCCACAUUUGACAAUGGCAUCCACGUCGCUGGCUCGCUGCGUCAUCAUCUGCACGCCACCGCACUCACCGCCCGAGACGCCGUCACCGCCACCAGCACCCCGUGCUUACCAGUGGGUCUUGCCAAGCCCUGACCUGCGGACGUCAGGGUGCCCACCAAAUGAAGCAGAUCCUCGAAGUCAUCGGCAGCGUAGCGAAGUACGAAAUGCACAAGAGGAAGGCAGUCCAUCACCCAGGGCCAGCAGAUACCAUCACUACGGGAGAAGGACGCCUACCAACACCCCGUCGCUACCCGUACCCGUGGUCGCUACAGACUGUUCUAUCGACCAGACUUCCAAGGCUACCCUGGAGAACAUGCUGCAAGACCUGCAAUAGUACCUUCGUUGUACCCCAGGUCGAGUUCUGCCUCCUCACAGCCCGGGUCAGGAAGGCCCCACUCUCCAAGCUGGACGCCGAGAUCAAGAGGCUCAGACACUCUAAUUUUUAUUGUUGCUUUGUAUCAUAAAAAGGAAGGACUGUAUUGAUUUUGAGCCCUCUGGCUCAAAAAUUGACGUGUCAAAAAAAUCAAAAACAAAGAGCCCAAAA
Messenger RNA from Frankliniella occidentalis (western flower thrips), 870 nucleotides. RefSeq lists its product as uncharacterized. The coding region runs from base 301 to 660 and encodes 119 amino acids. The transcript is spliced from 3 exons. NCBI's taxonomy places the organism in Eukaryota, Metazoa, Arthropoda, Insecta, Thysanoptera, Thripidae. The record is from RefSeq and is a predicted model, not a curated record.